AGAAUGUGGACUGACAGUGAAGCAUGCAAGCGGGGACGCAGCGAAGUACGCAUUGUCUGAGCCAACGACCUGCGUGGUUGUGGCAGCGACAGUCGGGGAAAUCGAAGGACUCGAAUCUGUCUGUGUUGUGUGUGUGUGUGACGGGUGUGAUCGAGCGUUUCAGCCGCAGAGUCUGUUCGGCGUGCACAGUGUAGCUUGCGCCGCGACGCCAUUUCCCGUCUGUCUCAGUGGCUUCAAUCCGUAAGCAACCAUACAGACCGCGGUCUCACUGCGCAUGCUAGCAGUGUUCGAGUAAACGCGGUACGCAUCGGCUUCCGCCGCCUCUUCGGUCAGGCCGCUCGUGCGCCCUGAAACGACCUUGACUGCGCCGACGCAGUGAUCCCGGUAACCCCGCCCGCGCCCUCCUCCCUUUCGUUUCGCUCUCUCGCGCUAGCAGCGAUAACGGCCAGCGGCAUUGUAACACACGACCCGAUGAGUUGCAGCGAUUUAGCUGCCAGUGGAGCGCGAAAGCUGCCGGUCAUGUUACCCUGCGCCUACUUCGUGGCGAGCCAGGUGAAGCGAUGCCUAGAAAAUAACAUUCCGGAGUUGGUGCGAGUCCUGGAAGAAGGAUUCCGUCGUCUCGCCUUGGGUCCCGAAGGGGGCAUCGUGCAGCCGCAGAGACACAUCGUGCCUGUCAAGGAUGCCAGCGGGGAGCUGCUGUCUAUGCCGGCUUACAUCGCGUCCGGCCAAGCACUGGCCACCAAGGUGAUCACCAACUACCCGAACAACAGGUCGCCCCUGCCGAGCAUCCAGGGCGUUGUGCUCCUCUUCCAUGCCGGCACCGGGGCCCUCAAGUGCGUGAUGGACGCGAUAGAAAUCACCGCCUACCGCACAGCUGCGGCGUCAGCCGUGGCCACUAAGUACCUCGCCACCGAGGGCCCGAAGAUCCUCGCAGUCUUGGGCGCAGGGACGCAAGCGAGGAGCCACGCCCGCAUCAUGGCCACCAUGUUUCGUUUUGAACAGGUGCGCAUCUGGAACCACCGCGAGUCGUCGGCCGCGUCCCUCGUGCAAGAGCUCGCCGCCCGCGGCAUUCCGGCGCGCUACGAGGCGUCUGCAGAGGAUGCCGUGCGCGACGCCGACGUCGUCGUCACCGCCACCUCGUCUCCCAAGCCGGUCCUGCAGGCCGGCUGGCUCAAGAAGGGCGCCCACGUCAACGCGGUGGGCGCUCCCCGCCCCGACUGGCAGGAGCUGAGCGAGGAGUUGAUGCGCCAGGCGGUCGUCUACGUGGACAGCACCGAAGGCGCACGCGCAGAAUCCGGUGACGUCAUCAUAUCCGGGGCUGAUAUCUUCGCCGAGAUUGGAGAGGUCGUGCUGGGUGCAAAGGAGAACCGGCGCUCCGACACGACAGUUUUCAAGUCGCUGGGCAUGGCGAUGGAAGAUGUUCUGGCAGCCGACCUUGUCUACCGUCACUUAACGAAUGAUGAGAGCUGAAUGAAGAAGAAAAGGAGAAAGGGAGGAAGAAAAGAAAGCUGGCUGUACAUGUAACGUGCAGAAUGGUCUGACGACCUUAAUAAGGCGCACCCCUUGCAGAUAAAAUAAAGCAACGUAAUGCUGCAA
Messenger RNA from Dermacentor albipictus, 1596 nucleotides. RefSeq names its product ketimine reductase mu-crystallin-like. Gene Ontology annotation, molecular function: hormone binding. The record is from RefSeq and is a predicted model, not a curated record. Lineage: Eukaryota; Metazoa; Arthropoda; Arachnida; Ixodida; Ixodidae. Gene Ontology annotation, cellular component: cytoplasm.